Messenger RNA from Epithele typhae, 624 nucleotides. RefSeq lists its product as uncharacterized. Gene Ontology annotation, molecular function: dimethylallyltranstransferase activity; (2E,6E)-farnesyl diphosphate synthase activity. Gene Ontology annotation, cellular component: cytoplasm. The transcript has 5 exons. NCBI's taxonomy places the organism in Eukaryota, Fungi, Basidiomycota, Agaricomycetes, Polyporales, Epitheliaceae. The record is from RefSeq and is a predicted model, not a curated record. Gene Ontology annotation, biological process: trans, trans-farnesyl diphosphate biosynthetic process. The coding region runs from base 1 to 624 and encodes 207 amino acids.
AUGCAGGACCGGGAUGUCUCCAUCUACUACUUCGAGGCUGUCCUUCGAGUCGGCUGGUGCGUUGAACUUUCUUCGUCUUCUGCGAUCACCCCGAUCCUCGCUCAUGCGCAGCUCCAAACCUUUUCCCUCGGAUUGGACCAGUCUGUCACCCCCCGCGACCAGCCGUGCUGGUACCGCGUCGAGGCUGUCUCUUACAUCGCCUCCUUCAUCUUCGUGGGCGUCAUAUACUUCCUCCCCACAAAGCACCUCCAUGCUCAGGACCAGUGCGACGUCCCCGAGCUCUUCCACGACGUGCACAGACAACAUUCCAGCCCGAGAUCGGCCGGCCCAUCGACCUCCUCCUCCAACGCGGCAGAAGACAUCUUCAAGACCGCCUGCUACUCCUUCUACCUCCCCGUCGCUCUCGUCAUGCGCCUCCGCGGCAUCCCCCAGUUGGCUUCUCUGGUCCUGGGCGACUUCCUCGACUACGCCGCACCGCCCGAGGUCCUCCGCAAGAUGGGACGAACGUUGUCGAUAUCAAAUGCUCCUGGCGCGUCAACGCCACGCUACGGCCACAAGGAGCCCGCGACGGAGGCGCAUGCUAAGGCGUGCUACGUUGACAUCCGGGCGCGGUGCGCCGAGUAA